Messenger RNA from Equus caballus (horse), 2588 nucleotides. It is a transcript of the gene SLC30A7, whose product is annotated as solute carrier family 30 member 7. Gene Ontology annotation, biological process: intracellular zinc ion homeostasis; zinc ion import into Golgi lumen. The record is from RefSeq and is a predicted model, not a curated record. Gene Ontology annotation, cellular component: cytoplasmic vesicle; Golgi apparatus; membrane. Gene Ontology annotation, molecular function: zinc ion transmembrane transporter activity. NCBI's taxonomy places the organism in Eukaryota, Metazoa, Chordata, Mammalia, Perissodactyla, Equidae.
CCGUCCCAGGACGCGUUGCGCGGUCCGGGCCGGAAGUCGGCGAGUUCCCGGGCGUGUGUCGGAGUCUGUGUCUGGAAGAGGCGCGCGGCCCGGGACAAGCGCUAGGAAUUCCCAUCUGAGGCGUCGCCACUGUCACUACCCUCACCCACGGAGCCACUUAUAGAGCGGAGUAGACCCGGCCCUUCGCCGGGCAGAGAAGAUGUUGCCCCUGUCCAUCAAGGACGAUGAAUACAAACCACCCAGAUUCAAUCUGUUCCGCAAGAUCUCGGGCUGGUUUAGGUCUAUCCUGUCGGACAAGACGUCCCGGAACCUGUUUUUCUUCCUGUGCCUGAACCUCUCUUUCGCUUUUGUUGAACUACUCUACGGCAUCUGGAGCAACUGCUUAGGCUUGAUUUCGGACUCUUUUCACAUGUUUUUCGAUAGCACUGCCAUUUUGGCUGGAUUGGCAGCGUCUGUUAUUUCAAAAUGGAGAGAUAAUGAUGCUUUCUCUUAUGGGUAUGUUAGAGCGGAAGUUCUGGCUGGCUUUGUCAAUGGCCUGUUUUUGAUCUUCACUGCUUUUUUUAUUUUCUCAGAAGGAGUUGAGAGAGCGUUAGCCCCUCCAGAUGUACACCAUGAAAGACUGCUUCUUGUUUCAAUUCUUGGGUUUGUGGUAAACCUCAUAGGAAUAUUUGUUUUCAAGCAUGGAGGUCAUGGACAUUCUCACGGCUCUGGCCAUGGACACAGUCAUUCCCUCUUCAACGGUGCUCUGGAUCAGGUGCAUGGCCAUGGAGAUCAUUGCCAUAGUCAUGAAUUGAAACAUGGUGCUGCACAUAGCCAUGAUCAUGGUCAUGGCCAUGGACACUUUCAUUCUCAUGAUGGUCCCUCCUUAAAAGAAACAACAGGACCCAGCCGACAGAUUUUACAAGGUGUAUUUUUACAUAUUCUCGCAGAUACACUUGGGAGUAUCGGUGUAAUUGCCUCUGCCAUCAUGAUGCAAAAUUUUGGUCUAAUGAUAGCAGAUCCAAUUUGUUCAAUUCUCAUAUCCAUGCUUAUAGUUAUAAGUGUUAUUCCUCUUUUAAGAGAGUCUGUUGGAAUAUUAAUGCAGAGAACACCUCCCUUGUUGGAAAAUACUCUGCCUCAGUGCUAUCAGAGGGUGCAGCAGUUGCAAGGAGUUUACAGUUUACAAGAACAGCACUUCUGGACCUUAUGUUCUGACGUUUAUGUUGGGACCUUGAAAUUAGUAGUAGCCCCUGAUGCUGAUGCUAGGUGGAUUUUAAGCCAAACGCAUAAUAUUUUUACUCAGGCCGGAGUGAGACAGCUUUAUGUACAGAUUGACUUUGCGGCCAUAUAAUGAAUGAAAAGAAACUAUACUUUCUUGGGGACGUAAUUUUUCUGGUACUGUACAAUCCCAAACAUUGUACCUAGCUUCUUAAAAGAGAGAAAUCAUCACUAUAGCUCCCAGGCGCCAGGCAGUCAGCCGUUUGUGCUGUGCCAGGAGUUCCCAGCGAAGGGAUCGCAAUUAAGAGGCUCUCUCCUGGACUUUCGGUCUUGUCUUUUGUGCUCUUCCCUCCGAACCAUUUUGAUUUCUGAGGCGUCUAGUUUUGUUCCAGGGCGGUGUUUUUUGUUGGUUUGUUUGUCUCAUUUCCAGCGUCCUCACUCCCACCCGUCACCCUAGGUAAGAAGUUCAGACUGCGGGCCUCCAGUCAUCUGGAAUGUCUUCACUGAAGCUGCUGGAAACCACUCUUGCAUUCCCACAAAACCAGUGUUAUUUAAAAAAAACAGAAAUGGAAAUCUCUUUUAUGUGUAAUGUCACAAUUGUUGACGUUCUUCAGUAUAAUCAUAUGUUUGUAAAAUUGUUUGUACCUUGCAAACUUAUGAACCAAACCAUAUUGGGUUUUCAAAGUGCCUUUGUAUCAGAAAAUGUAUUUGCCAGCAUAGAAACAUACCAUCAGAGGUCAUGUAUGGUUUUUUUUAAUGGGUAUUCUGUAAUCUGUACAAAAUAAGACUCUUGUUAGUAAUGUAUGCAGAUUUUGUCUUUUUGUGUACUUCCAGCACAGGUCUAGGGAUAUGAAAAUUUUCCUUUUAUUGCUUUAUCUCAUCAAAAAAUAAAAGGUGUUAUUUUGCUUUUUAAAUCAAAUUCAGUUAUCACAUUAAAUUAUUUUGUAGAUUUUGUUUUCAAAACUUUGCAAAUGUAUCUCUUACAUAGACGAUUGUUUUGACUUACUUGAAACAUCUGCUAAAUUCCAAAUUUCUAUAAAAGCUACUGUGUUGUCUAUGAUAAACUUUCCUGUAUCUUCCUUGCCAUUUAUAUGAAUUUUAUUAAUGAAAGAAAAAAGCAACAUAGAAUGAAGGCAGAAUGGUUGUGACAAUAUUAUUUUGCAUUUUCGUUCUUCAAAUGCCACCUCAUGUAAUUUGUUCUGUGCGAGUGUUGCGUAAAUAUAGUUCCUUUCAGGAAUCCUAAAGCAGCAUUUUCACGAGCUUGAACUAUUGAAGGUACAGAGCAAAUGUGGUAAUAGAGAAGUCUUCCUAACAGGUGUCUUAGAAGUUCAUCAGUGAGUUGAUUUCUAGGGUCUUGUGUAUUUGAAAAAUAAAAUUGCAAUUUGAGAUGA